Messenger RNA from Paramecium tetraurelia, 714 nucleotides. RefSeq lists its product as uncharacterized. The transcript is spliced from 3 exons. Lineage: Eukaryota; Ciliophora; Oligohymenophorea; Peniculida; Parameciidae. The record is from RefSeq and is a predicted model, not a curated record.
AUGUCUAUAAAAAAACACUUGAUAUAAUUAGGAAACUUGGUUAUUGAAGAAGAAGAGGAACCAUAGUUUGAUUGCAUUAUUCCAUCAGCAAUCAAAUUAAUAUAAAUUGAAAUCUCUCCAAAUAAAUAACAACUUUCAGAAUUGCAACAGCUGAAAUAUUUGCUGGAUGACAAAUAAUACUUUUCUGCCUAUUCGAUGAAGUAAGAACUUCUCCAUAGCUAUGCCAAUGACAAUGAGUACAUCAAUUACACCAAGGAAAUUUUUGAAUUAAUUGAUGAUGACAUAGAAGAAAUCAAGGAACUCACCAAAUGGUUUGAUCUAUAGGAUGGUUGGUCAAUUUAACAAUAGGAUAGCCGAAUGUAGAUUAGAUAUUAAUAAUUGCCCAAUUCACCAAGAGUCGUUGCUAGAAUUGACACGGAAAUCAAAAUUCCUCUUGACAUCUUUAUCAGCCUUAUAUAUGAGACAGAACUAUACCCCUAAUGGUUUCCAUUCUGCAAGGACUCAAAGACUAUUUUGCAGCCGGACAAAGCCACGAAGAUUCUACAUAUGCAUUCGUCACCCCCUGUUAUAUCCGAUAGAGAAUUGUGUGUAAAGGGAUGGGGAGUGAACAACCUUGAAUACGAUGGAAGUGUUCUUAUUUUGAGUCACUCGAUCGAUAAGAGAGCAAAAUUACUGAAAAGAUAUGGGUACACUUAUUCAAUUUAUUUCUUUUGA